AUGCGGCUUCGCGCGCUCGCCCGCGGCGCGCUCGCGGAGGCGCUGACGCGCGCGCGCUUCGCCGACGAGGCGUCGCAUCGCGCGAGCGCGAGCGCGACGCGCGCGAGCGGGCGCGCGAUCGCGCUUAGGUUUCUGUCGACGACGACGACGAACGGCGACGACGACGACGACGCGGGCGAGGACGCGAACGCGACGACGACGCGAGCGACGAACGAUGACGAGGGUGACGACGCGACGGCGCGGGACGCGGAGACGGCGAAACGGCGGACGCGACGACGGACGGCGCAGACGCGAGCGAGGCUCGAACCGUCGCCUCGGGACGCGGCGAACGUCUACGUGAAAAACAUGCCGCCGGGCGUGGACGAGGACAUGCUGAAGCGGACGUUUAGAAAGUAUGGACCGAUAUUAUCGGCGAAAGCGCUGAAUCCCGAGGGGCCGUGGCCGGGCGGGCUGGUGCGCUUCGUGAGGGCGGAACACGCGGAGAAGGCGAUCGCGGCGGCGAGCGAGGGCGAGUUGGGGGCGCUGGACGGCGCGCCGGGGGCGUUGGUGUUGCGAUUAGCGGCAAAGAAACCGCAAGAAGGGGAAGUUGAGGAGAUGUCACCGACGCCGAGGCGAAAGUCGCGAAAAGUGAUUGAGAAUUUGACGUCGCUCGUCGGCGACGACGGCGAACCGUUGGACGCGGAGGCGGCGGCGGAGGCGUUGGAGAGGCGAGAGGCGGAGAUUGCAAAUCGUCGCAAGAUUCGAGCAGAAAAGUUAAUGGAUCAGAAGGCAAAGGCGCGGGAGAUGUCUGAAGCGCGGCGUGCCGAACGCGUCGCCGCGGGGCGAGAAAAUGUUAAAUUUUUCGUGCCUCGCUACAAGCGACGCACCGACGGCGGCUCGGUGGAUGAUUUGAAGUUUGAUCCAUCGCUUUUAGCAUCCACGUCGUCGCGACGUAGCAAGGAUGGCGCCAUGGGAAUGGGUAUCGCACAGCGUAGACGCGCUGCGCCGUCGACGCGUCGUCGCGAGAAGAGAGGCGACGCGCAAGACGCGAAGAUUCAACAGGCGCUCACCGAGCGCAUUCGCGUCGCGCGUCAGCUUCAAGCCGAGAACAAGACUUACGAUUAUGACAGGCAAGAGUUCGAUCGUAAGAGUUUGCUUUUGUUCCACGAAAACCUCGAUGUUGCGCAUAUCAUCGAAACGCCACGCCUUGGGAGCCAAGAACGAGCGCAGAGCGACGAAGAGUACGUCGAAGCGAACAAGGAGUGGCUGAUGCAAGCCGCCGAGGUGGAGAGCGAGGAAGAGUUUGAGUUUUUGAAGAAGGAAGCGGUGGAGGCGAGAGCGCAGCAGCGCGAUUACGAACGUUUGAUGCGUAAGCGCGCGGGUUUGUCUCCUUUCCGCGAUAACUUCCUCGCCGAACGCGCCUCGCUCGAAGCCGUCGUCUCCGACAUCGACAAAGACAACGUCUUGCGCGAAAUGUCGAAGAUGGCGGUGAACACGCUCGACGCCAAUCCGUAUUGGAAAUAUGCGGACAAGAUUCGACUUUUAGAGAGAUUGGAAAGAGAAGCGACGGUGAUGUCAGGCGUCACGGCGGAGGAUUCUUCGUCUUAG
This is a messenger RNA of Ostreococcus lucimarinus CCE9901, 1587 nucleotides long. RefSeq lists its product with no specific name. Gene Ontology annotation, molecular function: RNA binding. The transcript has a single exon. NCBI's taxonomy places the organism in Eukaryota, Viridiplantae, Chlorophyta, Mamiellophyceae, Mamiellales, Bathycoccaceae. The coding region runs from base 1 to 1587 and encodes 528 amino acids. The record is from RefSeq and is a predicted model, not a curated record.